AUGGAAAGACUCUCAUACCUUAAAAGCAUUAAUGUUUCAUUUAAUGAUUUAGAAGGUGAAAUACCCAGUGGUGGUGUGUUUGUGAAUUACAGUCUGCAAUCAUUUCUCGGGAAUAAAGGUCUAUGUGGAGUGCACAUAGUGGAGGUCCCUGCAUGCACUAAUCCUGGACAACAAUCAAAGUCUAAGGAAAGAAAGGAAAUAUCAAAGAUGUGGAAAAGUUCUGGCUCUGUGUACCAAGGUACAUUAUCUGGUGGUAGUGUAGUGGCCAUAAAGGUUCUGGAUUUGCAAAGUGAGGAAGUAUGCAAAAGGUUUGAUACCGAAUGUGAAGUGAUGAGAAAUGUUAGACACAAAAAUCUUGUUCCGGUGAUUACUACUUGUUCAAGUGACUAUAUAAGAGCCUUUCCUCUUCAAUAUAUGUCCAACGGGAACCUUGAGAAUUGGUUGUAUAGAGAAGAUUGCCAAUUGAACCUACUUCAAAGAAUAACUGUAAUGCUUGAUGUUGCUAUGGCCACUGAAUAUCUACAUCAUGAAAAUGACACUCCUAUAGUUCAUUGCGACCUAAAGCCCACAAACGUUCUUUUGGAUGAAUAUAUGGUGGCUCAUGUUGGUGAUUUUGGAAUAUCUAAAAUUCUAGCCGUAAGUAAGUCUAUUGCACAUACCGAGACAUUGGGCACUCUUGGUUACAUUGCACCAGAAUAUGGCUUGGAGGGAAUAGUAUCCACUAGUGGGGAUGUUUAUAGUUAUGGCAUCAUGUUGAUGGAGGUUUUUACCAAAAGAAGGCCAACAGAUGAAGAGAUAUGCAAUGAAAAUCUUGACUUGAUGAAAUGGAUAACACAAUCAUUUUCAGGAACUAUGCUAGAAGUUGUGGAUGCCUAUCUUAUUCCCGAGGAAGAACAAAUCACUUCUAAAAGUGAAAUCUGCAUAGCUUCCAUGGUCGAAUUGGCUUUAGAUUGCACACUGGAAAUACCAGAAUCAAGGAUAACCAUGAAAGAUGUAGUCAAGAGGCUUAACAAAAUCAAGAACUCAUUUCUAGAAUCAUAG
This is a messenger RNA of Capsicum annuum, 1041 nucleotides long. RefSeq names its product receptor kinase-like protein Xa21. Gene Ontology annotation, biological process: protein phosphorylation. Gene Ontology annotation, molecular function: ATP binding; protein kinase activity. Bases 1 to 1041 code for a protein of 346 amino acids. The transcript has 4 exons. The record is from RefSeq and is a predicted model, not a curated record. Lineage: Eukaryota; Viridiplantae; Streptophyta; Magnoliopsida; Solanales; Solanaceae.